AAUUCAUGCUUUUCACUGUGUCAUCGAUGAUUAUAAAUGAAUUGAUUUAUAAUAAAGAAAUUAAACUGCAUUGAAUAUUAAAAAUCAGAUAAUGAUAAUUCAAAAUGUCGACAUGCAUCAGAAUAUGUGGGGCUUACUCAUAUCGGCUGACAAGAAGGCAUUCAACCAUUCUACUCAUUGCUUUAUUUAUCGUAAUCAUGACGGUAAUAUUUCAGCUUUAUGCUUACAAACACCAAGAAAUGCCAAACUUCGCUGCGAAAGUCGGGGACUUUGACUAUAUACCAGGGGCAUUUUUAAGUGGUAACCAACCUAACGAAAAUGCAAGCUACUGUCAAUUUAACUACGGCCUACCGAAACUAAUAGAGUGGAGAAAUAUUCAGUCGCUAACCCCCCCAGAAGGAGGCAAUGGAAGUUCUUACAGGGUAAUUUAUAAUGCUAUCCAAGGUACAGCAUAUGCAAAUAAUUCCAAGUACGAUGCCCUGACAUAUGCCACUCAAGCUACUCCAGAAUUUCUAUACCACGUCGCAGAAAUAGCAAGAUACUGGGAUGGUCCAAUAAGCUUGUCAGUUUUUGUACCAAACUUCGAUAUGGACAUAACAAUGCAAAUAAUGAAUCAGCUGUGCAGUUGCUAUUCAGCUAUGUCCAAGGUCUCUCUUCAUCUCUUUUUCCCUAAACGCUAUCCACCGAAAAUGAGAAUACCCGAUUCUUAUUAUAUGACCACAGAGAUUCCGACAACUACAGCUAAUAUUUCAAUAGAGGAUUUGUUGAGAGGAAAAUUGGAACGUUAUAGAAAAUUAAACAAUCAAACAAGAGCUGAAUAUGUACAAUGGGUAAGAAAGAAAAAAGUCGAAAGAAUGAUGGCUAGGAUGCCUAAAAGACAGUUGUUUGUCCCACAGUUGAUAUUUAACGACUGUGCUGGAAUCGACUUGUUCGACAUACCAACAUUUAGACAAGAGAAUCAUUUGGAUUAUCCAAUUAACGUUGGUAGAAAUAUAGCAAGGAACGCUUCAAGGACAAACUAUUUCAUAGUAUCUGAUAUAGAGUUGGUACCGAGCGAUGGAUUAGCUCCGAAAUUUCUGACAAUGGUUAGGAAACUUAUGGGCGAUAAGAAACGAGACGAGGGACGUAUAUUCUCUAAGACAGUCUUUGUUGUACCCUUGUUUGAAGUGGAAAGGGGUGUUGAGAUACCUCGCGACAAAGACACGUUAGUACGCUUGAUAAAUGAAAACCGUGCGAAGUACUUCCAUCAGAAAGUUUGUGCUCAUUGCCAAAGAUUCCCCGGACUUCAGUCUUGGCUGAUACGUCCAUCGCCAAGUGUUAUUGAGCCGAUGCUGAUCGCUCGGAGGGAGUACCCUUAUCACAGAUGGGAACCUCUAUACUUCGGUACUCAGAAUGAACCUUGGUACAGUGAAGAGCUAUCCUGGGAAGGACGUCAGGAUAAAAUGACACAGAUGCUCGAAAUGUGUCUCCAAGAGUACCGGAUGGUCGUUUUGGAUGGGGCCUUUCUCUGUCACGCGGCGGCGUCACGUAACGGUUCAAGAGAUCACAGAGCGGAAAGGAUCAACCAUCGACGUUACCAAACAAUAAUAUCUUCCUUUAAACAAAAGUACCAAAAUAUACCUAAAUGCAAAUUAAUGUAUGGAUGUUAG
This is a messenger RNA of Vanessa atalanta (red admiral), 1649 nucleotides long. Its product is annotated as beta-1,4-glucuronyltransferase 1-like. The transcript has 4 exons. The coding region runs from base 105 to 1649 and encodes 514 amino acids. NCBI's taxonomy places the organism in Eukaryota, Metazoa, Arthropoda, Insecta, Lepidoptera, Nymphalidae. The record is from RefSeq and is a predicted model, not a curated record.